Molecule: messenger RNA, 891 nt
Organism: Anopheles darlingi
Lineage: Eukaryota; Metazoa; Arthropoda; Insecta; Diptera; Culicidae
Gene: Rsph9
Product: radial spoke head protein 9 homolog
Exons: 1
Coding region: 1-891 (296 amino acids)
Biological process (GO): axoneme assembly; motile cilium assembly; cilium movement involved in cell motility
Cellular component (GO): axoneme
Source: RefSeq, a predicted model, not a curated record
AUGGAGAUUACCAACUUGGCCGAGUCCGUGUCGUACCUGGCGAAUUUUUUCCACACCCUCCCACCGGAAACGGUACUCCGGCUCGAGUGUUCCCUGACGUUGCUCCAGCGGGAACAGCAUCUGGCCGCGCUUUACUUCUUCGGUCAACUCGAGGCACAAUCGGCGACCUACUGGCUAGCGUUCGGUACACCGGAAGCGGAUCUGUUUCGCGAGCAAAAGUUGUUCUACAGCCGGAAUGCUACCGAUUGGUUCCUGCUGUUGGGCCCCACUAACCCGAGUGAACCGAGUGAGGAUUGGUCUCUGCUGUGCGAGAAUUUCACCGGUGAAGUUGGCAAUCGGUUUCGGUUGCCCGUGAAGCAGAGAGACGCCGAACCAUCGCCAAGCUACGUGCUCGAACAGGAACGGCUGUGGUACGUCUUUCGGGCGUUACUCCGUGAGGCAUGCUGCGUACCGAGGGGUCUGCUCUAUCGCACCGAUACGAAGGAAACGGUCCGGAACACGCUAUUCCGUGGGUUGACCGAAGAGCAGCUCGGUGCGCUGGCCAAUUAUCAGCAUUUCCGGCAACCGGAACGUGACGCAGAGGAGAACCUGGCUGGCCGACCGACCGACUGUAACCUAUCGAUGGAUGUGUUCGAUCGGAUCGAAGAUUUGGUGCCCCGGGGUCGUUGUUUCAGCCUCCGAGUGGACGAUUCCAGUCGCUUAGCAACCUGCAGCUCACUUUGGUGGCUCGGAGCGGUCAGUUUUCACAAGGCGAACUCGGGCGAUGUGUGCGGAUUUUACUACCGGGGUGAUGGCCGCAAAAACUGGGAUCUUCCCUUUAUGGUUGGAGGUCACGAACGUGAGGUCUCAAACGCGGAAAAAAUCAAGAUCGAGAUCGAGGAAAAUCCGUGA